AAAUGAGCUUCCCGCAAUAGGAUUACUUGGCAAUGCUGAAAGCCAAACCUCCAGUUUACGCUCCAGUACAGUAAACUUCAUAAACUCCUAUGAUUUAUCCAAAUCCACAAUUCCUGUAAGCAUCAUACUUCUCUUUACUCCCUUAUAUACCCGAUAUACUUAUUACUAUACACUCUUAUAAUGUUUUAGACAACCAUUAAUGAACUACCCAACUUACUACAUGAUGAUGCAACAAUUGUAACAAAUGCAGUAGAUGCAACAACUACCCCAAAUGGCAGCCAUGAGAAUUCCGAUGAUGCCUUAACAGCCCCAAAUACAAACACUGCCCUAACCGACUAUGCCACUCUAAAAUUAGCCGCAGAAUCCACCCUCACAAAAAAUCGAUCAUGACAUUGUCGUCUCUGUAAAAGGGACAAAGGUGAAACUAAAUCUCAAAAUCAUAAAAGAUCUGCCUCUGGAAGAGGACAGCAUUCUAGAUUACGAUGAAAUCAAAAAGUAAAGUGGAGAUCACAAAUACAUAAGUCUUAGGAGAAAACGUAGAGUCAUAGAUCAGUAAGAGGCCCCCUUGAUGUAGACCAGAAGGAGGAGCGAACAAUCAUAAUGUACCUAUAGAAAUUAUAUUUAUAGAUUUAGAAAUCCGAGAAAUGUUGAAAGCUGAUGACAGAGACAUGUCCUUAAUUUUAGAGACCUAUCCUGAUACCAAAAUAUUACUAUAAGAGUUAAGGAAGGGAAACUUGAAAAGGGAAAUUGAAAAGUUAUUACUCAAAUGA
Molecule: messenger RNA, 770 nt
Organism: Paramecium octaurelia
Lineage: Eukaryota; Ciliophora; Oligohymenophorea; Peniculida; Parameciidae
Source: the annotation of a GenBank genome assembly